AUGAGCGUUUAACGGCGGCUGCUGUGGAGAUUUUCGGGGCAGUGGAGAAAACGGUAGUGGAGUACCAGGAGGAGAAUGAUCGGCUUCGAAUAAUGCUGCGGAUCACACCGGAGAUAAAACUAUGUAGAAUAGGUUUGUAUGUAGAUCUACUGAUAGCUAGCUAUAGUUCUACUCAAUUAGUACACUUUUUAGGUAGCCAGCAGAUCCGACCAGUUUGCUUUCAGCUGAACUAGGGUCUGACCGCAUUCCUGUGUAUAUUAAAGGAAAGGUUCACCCAUUUUGGAUGUUAUAUUGAUUUUGUGCAUCUCUGAGUGAUGUUCUAUGGAUUCCCUGGGUCAUUUUCAUGUUUAUGUGUAUCUGAGUUAUUAUCAAGCAGGCAGAAAUCCGUCCGGUACUUUGUAGCACCGUGCUAAAGUCGCGCUCACUACACUGGAAGUUAAUAGCAAUACGACUUUUAGAUUGCGAAAACGUCUAUCAUACAUGUCAUAUUUCAAUACUGGCCGGUGUCAUAACUCGGGACGAUGUCUUCUCGCGAAUGAGCCAUUGAUCAUAUUUUUGCGAUAGAAAUGUGUAAUUUAACAGAGGGUCAAGCACACUUUUCCCAUUUGUCUGCCUCUUUAGUCCAGGGUGCAUUGCAUGGUGCAGUUGCCAGAGAUAUUAUAGAAAGAAGAUGGGAAUCCAAUGAAUGAAGGAACGUAUAACGCUCCACCAAUAGCAGACUGUCGACCAAUGGUGUUCACAUUGUCAUGAUGUGUCAAGCGUUUGCUAAGCUAAUCGUCAUGCAAUCCCUUCUCAAAUUCAGUGUAUAUGUCGAGAAAUGUGCCUAUUGUCCUCGAAGGUACAUAAUGUCACAAUUCCAAAGCUAUAUGAUACAAAAGAUAGCAAGUUAAUUAUCUAACAUUUCUGAAAAUAUUUGUAAUGUUGUACUUCUUGUUGACAAAAUUCAUGCUAAUGUUGGGUUUUUGAGCUAGCGCCCAAUAGACUCCCAUUCACUCCUUGGGAGAGCGCUCCUUGUCCCAGAAUCACCCAGAAUGCACAGCGCGGCCCAUUGACGUAGCAUGGGCAACGUUUCCCAUCUCCUCCAAAAGUAUAUCUGCCGUUGUGAAUGUCAGACUCCACUCUGUGAGGCACAUCAAUCUGCAGGUUGAACAUGGUGAGAUUGUAGACUCCUAAAUUGAUAGCUGUAAAAUCACCUAAACAAACUGCACUAACUAGCUACGUUACAUGCUGAUAUUGUCUUUGGUAUUAUUGUGUCUACACACAAUAAUAGCAAUAAUAAUAAUAGCUAGCUAGCCAGCCCAUAGAGAGAGCAUUGCAUUGUGGAUUUUGUAGUCGACUUGAGCUGCAACAGAUUUCCGCAACGAUUUUCCAUGUUGCUACCAACCUUAUUAUAACGCCAAAAUGAAACAUUUGUUCACAAAAAAUAUUGUUCUCACAUAUUAGUGUUAUUUAACACUGUAAAUGAAAGGAAUGAGUGGUUUUGGGUGGAUUUUUCCUUAAGACACUGCAGCUCGAGAUACUGCUCAGAAAAAAAUGUACCUCAAUCCAGGGAUGAGAAAUGUAUUGUACUCCGAAUUGUCCCAUUAUCCCUCCCAACUGUUACACCGAGAAGAUUGAACCACUGCUAGUUUUUAAGUCAAUUGCGUUUUCGUCCUCAUGCUAACUUAACAGUAGCAACAGCAGCCAUUAUGGAAUGGCACAUUGUGUUGAACAACAAAGGAGCUGAUUGGCUAACACUGCUAUUCCCAAAUGGCUGCUGUGGCUUCUGCUACUUAGCAUGAAGACGAAAAAUUACAGUUUUCCGGAUAAUGGGACAAUUCGGAGUACAACGCAUUUCUCAUCCCUGGAUUGUGCGUUUUCCUAUCCAUAUCUCGCGCUGGCUCCACAGUGUCUUAAUCUACACAUGAAUGCUGUCGGACCCUAGCGCAGCCGUAAGCAAGCGGGUCGGAUCUGCUGGCUAACUGUUUAGGCUAACAGUGAUUACCAUUAUGGUGGCAGGUAGCCUGAUUAAUCAGGCUGUAAUACACUAUUAAUUUGCAUAUACAGCCUGAAACUAAUGACUGCAAAAUCCUGUAAAGGUUUCGUACAAGCCAGAAAAACGCAUGUCAAAAAUGUUAUAAAUUGAUUUGCAUUUUAAUGAGGGAAAUAAGUAUUUGACCCCCCCAAUCAGAAAGAUUUCUGGCUCCCAGGUGUCUUGUAUACAGGUAAUGAGCUGAGAUUAGGAGCACACUCUUAAAGGGAGUGCUCCUAAUCUCAGUUUGUUACCUGUAUAAAAGACACCUGUCCACAGACGCAAUCAAUUAAUCAGAUUCCACUCUCCACCAUGGCCAAUACCAAAGAGCUCUCCAAGGAUGUCAGGGACAAGAUUGUAGACCUACACAAGGCUGGAAUGUGCUACAAGACCAUCGCCAAGCAGCUUGGUGAGAAGGUGACAACAGCUGGUGCGAUUAUUCGCAAAUGGAAGAAACACAAAAUAACUGUCAAUCUCCCUCUGCCUGGGGCUCCAUGCAAGAUCUCACCUCGUGGAGUUGCAAUGAUCAUGAGAACGGUGAGGAAUCAGCCCAGAACUACACAGGGGGAUCUUGUCAAUGGUCUCAAGGCAGCUGGGACCAUAGUCACCAAGAAAACAAUUGGUAACACACUACGCCGUGAAGGACUGAAAUCCUGCAGCGCCCGCAAGGUCCCCCUGCUCAAGAAAGCACAUAUACAGGGCCGUCUGAAGUUUGGCCAGUGAACAUCUGAAUGAUUCAGAGGAGAACUGGGUGAAAGGGUUGUGGUCAGAUGAGCUCUUUGGCAUCAACUCAACUCGCCGUGUUUGGAGGAGGAGGAAUGCUGCCUAUGACCCCAAGAACACCAUCCCCACAGUCAAACAUGGAGGUGGAAACAUUAUGCUUUGGGGGUGUUUUUCUGCUAAGGGGACAGGACAACUUCAUCGCAUCAAAGGGAUGAUGGAUGGGGCCAUGUACCGUCAAAUCUUGGGUGAGAACCUCCUUCCCUCAGCCAGGACAUUGAAAAUGGGUCGUGGAUGGGUAUUCCAGCAUGACAAUGACCCAAAACACACGGCCAAGGCAACAAAGGAGUGGCUCAAGAAGAAGCACAUUAAGGUCCUGGAGUGGCCUAGCCAGUCUCCAGACCUUAAUCCCAUAGAAAAUCUGUGGAGGGAGCUGAAGGUUCGAGUUGCCAAACGUCAGCCUCGAAACCUUAAAGACUUGGAGAAGAUCUGCAAAGAGGAGUGGAACAAAAUCCCUCCUGAGAUGUGUGCAAACCUGGUGGCCAACUACAAGAAACAUCUGACCUCUGAUUGCCAACAAGGGUUUUGCCACCAAGUACUAAGUCAUGUUUUGCAGAGGGGUCAAAUACUUAUUUCCCUCAUUAAAAUGCAAAUCAAUUUAUAACAUUUUUGACAUGCGUUUUUCUGGAUUUUUGUUGUUGUUAUUCUGUCUCUCACUGUUCAAAUAAACCUACCGUAAAAAUUAUAGACUGAUCAUGUCUUUGUCAGUGGGCAAACGUACAAAAUCAGCAGGGGAUAAAAUACUUUUUCCCUCACUGUAUAUAGGUCUGACCAUAAUAAAGAGAUGCUCUGCUUUUUUUUUCUUUUUUUUCACUCCACAAAGUAAGUCCUGCAGGCUCUAGUUUUAUCUUAUCUUGAUUAUUGUCCAGUCAUUUGGUCAAGUGCUGCCAAGAAAGACCUAGUUAAGCUGCAGCUGGCCCAGAACCGCACGUGUUGCUCUUCAUUGUAACCAGAGGGCUAAUAUUAAUACUAUGCAUGCCAGUCUCUCUUGGCUAGGAGUUGAGAAAAGACUGACUGCGUCAUUUGCAUAGUCAACUUACACACAGCAUUGACACACACACACACACUUACCCCACCAGACAUGCCACCAGGGGGCUUUUCAGUCCCCAGGUCCAGAACAAAUUCAAGGAAACGUACAGUAUUAUACAGAGCCAUGAGUGCAUGGAACUUCCUUCCAUUUAUAUAGCGCAAGUGAACAGCAAAACUGGUUUCAAAAACAAAUAAAGCAACACCUCACGGCACAACGGAUCUCCCCAUGUGACCUACUUGUUGUGUGUAUGUACUGACAUGUAUGUGUAACGGAUAGAUACUCACACACACACACACUGAAUGCUGAUGUUUUUAAAUGUGUAAAUUGUAAAGUAUUUUGUCUGUAAUGUAUUUUUCGUUAUGUGUCGGACCCCAGUAAGACUAGCUGUCUCCAUUGGCAUCAGCUAACCUGAUUAAUCAGACUACCAAGCGGUUAGCGCAUUGAGGCAGUAACAGAAAGGUCUGUGCUAUCUGGGAUCCUUGGGUCGUCCCUACCCCCAUUUGAAGUUGACAUUUAAAAUGGUUAAGUUAAGGGUUAUGUUUGAAAGGCACUGGUGUCUUAUUAAUGAAGGGAUUGGAUUACGCUGUUCUGGGUUGCGUCGGGCUAUGGUCCGUCACGUGACCAGGCGAUUGAAGCCGGUGAGGGAGGCGGGCGGUCCCUGCUGAAAUAGAACAGUAAUCUGCUCCGCUCGGUCAUAUCGUCAACAACGCAGCAUCGCUUUUCCAUAAAACAGAGUCCAAAACGUGCUCGGGUCAGCACAGCAUUGUUUUAAAAAAUAUUGAUCCGUUAGCCUUCAUAGUUUUCUAAUUCUCAGCGCGGCUCAAGCAAUUUCUCCAACCAUCCAAAUGAAAUGAAUAGGAGCCGCCGCGUUGGUUGGGACAUUUUAGGAGGCGUGCGGUAGGGCUGUGCAGAGCCGGACAGAUAUGUCACAACGGGCCGCAGUACUAUCGCGGCUCCGUGGCAGUAAAAGGCGCUUUACUCCACCCGGGCUUAAUCGAAUCCCCUCAAUCUCUCGUGGACAGACGACCAAAUUACGCAAGAUUGUAGUUUUGGGUUAACUGGGAUUAGUGUCUUAUAAACGUCUGUUUAGUGUCUUAUAAACGUCUGUUUAGUGUCUUAUAAACGUCUGUUUCUGCAGAUGGAACUCGUCUUUUUCUUGUUUUGUUUUGUUUUUUGACAAACAACACAUUCAGUAAAAGACUAAACAACACUAACAAACAAUUGACAAUGGCAAAAAGUGGCGCGCUGUCGUCUACUACAUGUGGCUAAAAAUGACUAGUUCCAGAAAAUAUGUUGGGAAUUAAAGGCAGAAAUACCUUAUUUACAUAAGUAUUCAGACCCUUUGCUAUGAUACUUGAAAUUGAGCUCAGGUGCAUCCUGUUUCCAUUGAUCACCCUUGAGAUGUUUAUACAACUUGAUUGGAGUCCAGCUGUGGUAAAUUCAAUUGAUUAGACAUGAUUUGGAAAGGCACACACCUGUCUAUAUAAGGUCCAACAGUUGACAGUGCAUGUCAGAGCAAAAACCAAGCCAUGAGGUCGAAGGAAUUGUCCGUAGAGCUCCGAGACAGGAUUGUGUCGAGGCACAGAUCUGAGGAAAGGUACCAAAAAAAUUAUGCAGCAUUGAAGGUCCCCAAGAACACAGUGGCCUCCAUCAUUCUUAAAUGGAAGAAGUUUGGAACCACCAAGACUCUUGCUAGAGCUGGCUGCCUGGCCAAACUGAGCAAUCGGGGGAGAAGGGCCUUGGUCAGGGAGGGUGACCAAGAACCCGAUGGUCACUCUGACAGAGCUCCAGAGUUCCUCUGUGGAGAUGGAAGAACCUUCCAGAAGGACAACCAUCUCUGCAGCACUCCACCAAUCAGGCCUUUAUGAUAGAGUGGCCAGAAGGAAGCCACUCCUCAGUAAAAGGCACAUGACAGCCCGCUUGGAGUUUGCCAAAAGGCACCUAAAGGACUCAGACCAUGAGAAACAAGAUUCUCUGGUCUGAUGAAACCAAGAUUGAACUCUUUGGCCUGAAUGCCAAGCGUCUGGAGGAAACCUGGGACCAUCCCUACGGUGAGCAUGGUGGUGGCAGCAUCAUGCUGCGGGGAUGUUUUUCAGCUGCAUGGACUGGGAGACUAGUCAGGAUCGAGGGAAAGAUUAACGGAGCAAAGUACAGAGAGAUCCUUGAUGAAAACCUGCUCCAGAGCGCUCAGGAUCUCAGACUGGGGCGAAGGUUCACCUUCCAACAGGACAAUGACCCUAAGCACACAGCCAAGACAAUGCAGGAGUGGCUUCGGGACAAGUCUCUGAAGUCCUUGAGUGGCCCAGCGAGAGCCCGGACUUGAACCCGAUCUAACAUCUCUGGAGAGACCUGAAAAUAGCUCCACAGAGCUUGAGAGGAUCUGCAAAGAAGAAUGGGAGAAACUCCCCAAAUACAGGUGUGCCAAGCUUGUAGCGUCAUACCCAAGAAGACUCUAGGCUGUAAUCGCUCCCAAAGGUGCUUCAACAAAGUACUGAGUAAAGGGUCUGAAUACUUAUGUAAAUGUAAUAUUUUCGUUUUUUAUUUUUAAUAAAUUUGCAAAAAUAAACUAAAAACAGUUUUUGCUUAGUCAUUAUGGGGUAUUGUGUGUAGAUUGAUGAGGAAAAAAUACUAUUUAAUCAAUUUUCGAAUAAGGCUGUAAUGUAACAAAAUGUGGAAAAAGUCAAGGGAUCUGAAUACUUCCCGAAUGCACUGUGGAUAACCUCUGCUCCUCCUCUCCUUCCCUCCAGACUCCCUGCAGCUCUCUCUCUCUGUCUCUGAAGAGGAGGUUCCUCCUGAGCAGCAGCACUGUGAGCAGGAGUGGAGCCCCAGUCUGGGGCAGGAGGACCCAAAGCCCACACAGAUUAAAGAGGAACAGGAGGAACUCAGGACCAGUCAGGAGGAAGAGCAUCUUCAAGGGCUCUUUGAUACCAAAGACUCCAUAUUCACUCCUUCCUGUGUGAAAAGUGAAUGUGAUCUGGAGGACCCACUUCAAGAAGCCUUACUAGCUGAAUACCCAACUCUCAGUCCACUGAAAACGUCUAAACUACAGUCGUUUCGUAUGUUUUUAAAUGAGCGUUUAACGGCGUUUGCUGCUGUGGAGAUUUUCGGGGCAGUUGAGAAAACGGUAGUGGAGUACCAGGAGGAGAAUGAUCGGCUACGGAGACUGCUGCGGAUCACACCAGAGAUAAAACUAUGUAGAAUA
This is a messenger RNA of Coregonus sp. 'balchen', 7023 nucleotides long. Lineage: Eukaryota; Metazoa; Chordata; Actinopteri; Salmoniformes; Salmonidae. The record is from the annotation of a GenBank genome assembly.